Symbiodinium sp. CCMP2456 is the source of this 1002-nucleotide messenger RNA. NCBI's taxonomy places the organism in Eukaryota, Dinophyceae, Suessiales, Symbiodiniaceae. The record is from the annotation of a GenBank genome assembly.
AUGGGUCCACUAGGAAAUUACCCGCAAACUCGCCCUCGUCGGAAUCGUCAAACCGAUUGGUCGCGCCGACUGGUUCGCGAAAAUCACCUGACGGUGGACGACUUGAUCUGGCCCAUCUUCGUUCAGCCCGGCAAAGCGACACGGACCCCAGUCCCCUCGCUGCCAGGUGUCGACCGUGUGACGAUCGACAUUGCCGCUGAAGAAGCGGAGCGGGCCGUCGAACUUGGUAUCCCGGUCAUCGCCCUCUUUCCUGCAACUCCCGACGAACUGAAAACUCCUCAGUGCGAAGAAGCCAUCAAUCCCGAUAACCUGGUCUGCCAGUCGGUUCGAGCGAUUCACGAGAAAGGUUUGAACCUCGGCAUCUUGUGCGAUGUCGCACUCGACCCUUACUCGAGCCACGGCCAAGACGGGCUCGUCAAAGAUGGCUAUGUCGUCAACGACGAAACGGUCGAGAUGCUCUGCCAACAAUCGAUCGUGCAAGCCCAAGCUGGCUGCGACAUCAUCGCCCCUAGCGACAUGAUGGAUGGCCGCAUCGGCGCGAUUCGCAAAGCACUCGAUCACGAAGGCUUUCAGCACGUGCAAAUCAUGUCGUACGCGGCCAAGUAUGCGUCGGCAUUUUAUGGUCCCUUCCGUGAUGCGGUGGGCUCGUCCGGCAACCUGGGAGGAGGCGACAAAAAGACCUACCAGAUGGAUCCUGCCAAUACCGACGAAGCGCUACGCGAAGUUGCCCUCGACAUUCAAGAAGGGGCCGACAUGGUGAUGGUCAAACCAGGCAUGCCGUACUUGGAUAUCGUCCAGCGCGUGAAGGAAACCUUCCAGCAACCGACCUACGUGUAUCAGGUCUCCGGCGAGUACGCGAUGCUGCAAGCCGCCGCGGCCAAUGGCUGGCUUGAUUUAGACAAGACCAUGCUCGAAAGCCUCACCGCAUUCAAGCGAGCCGGAGCGGAUGGCAUUUUGACAUACUUCGCCCCGAAAGCCGCCGAGAUGCUGCGAAAGGGCUGA